UCUACGGUCCCGUUGUAGGGGUUGUUUGUUGUGCAGGCCUUUGCUUUGUCUCUCCUGUGCUCUCUGGGGUUGCUGCGAAGCGAUGAGAUGAGAUUCAGGUUGUUUUGUUGCAACACCCAACCGGAGCUGGUUUCUGUGUCGUUAGCGAUGGGUGUGAGGUGAUCUUGUUGCAACACCCAACCGGAGCUGGUUUCUGUGUCGUUAGCGAUGGGUGUGAGGUGAUCUUGUUGCAACACCAGAGCGGGCUAGUUGCAGAGUGUGGUUAGCGACAGGUAUGGAGGAACAAGAGGAUUUGUAUGCCGUAUUUCGGCUGCAAGAGUCUGGGCCGCAGGUGCAGAAUGCUGAUAUUCGAAAAGCUUAUCGCAAGCGGGCCUUAGAGCUUCAUCCCGACAAGCGUGGGGAUGAUCCUGGUGCUGCUGUGGAGUUUCAGAAAUUGCAAAAGGCUUAUGAAAUACUAAAUGACGAGAGGGCUCGUGCUUCGUACGAUGAAUUGCUGCGGGUUCGAAAGGAGAGGGUGGAUAAGGAGAGUAAACAAAGUGAAAAGCGCCAGAAGAUGAUGCGGACUUUGGCAGAGAAAGAAAAGGCGUAUGAUAGGGAGCAGAAAGUUAAAUUAGAAGAGGACUAUGUGCAGAAGCAAUUGAAAGAACAGAUUGCAAGUAUCAACAAGGCUCAUGGUCGAAAAUCUGUAGCACGUUCGUACUUCGAUUUGGGGACAUCUUCGGGUUUGCACGCUCCACAAAUACGCAAAGAAACUCCUGCUUUCGAUAUGCGAAAUUCAGCGGGUCUAAACCGUCAUCAGUUUAAAGAGCCGUCGUUUGCGGCGCCUGAGAUCCCAAUUUCAAAUUCUAAUUCGGAGGCCACAGAGGCAGAGAGGACACUUAAAGUCUCAUGGACAUGCCUUGAGGGAGGUGCUGGGGAUUACUCGGCAGCUCAAUUAGAGAAAAUAUUCCAGGAAUUUGGUGAGAUUCAAGACUUGGUGGUUCGGGCAAGGAAGUCUCUUAAGAAGCGUUCUGCAUUGGUAGUAAUGGCUACUAAACAAGCAGCCGUUUUAGCGACAGAAAGUGUUUGUGGAGAAUACUCCAAUCCUUUGUUGGUUUUGCCCUUGCUUCCAAGGAUAUGAUCUUUACCCUACAAAUUGGAGUUACUUUUUGGCACGCUUGCCGUCAUGUUCCAGGCAGUGACCAUUCGAACUGACACUGAUGUUGUGAUGCGAGAAUUCACAUGGUUUUCAAAAGGAAGUAUUUAUAGAAAGAUCUUCCGCAAUUCCAAUGUACGCUUAACCUUACGACUGUUUCAACGUAGUAGUACUCAAAACAGUGAAACCUGGUGACUUGAACUACUGUAGCUCACUGAACAUUGUUGGGAGGUUGAAGAAUCUAUUUGGAGAUGAGCAGUUGGGGAUGGAAUCUGCCCGGUCAAGAUGGACUUGCCGGAAUUUUGGUCAAGAUCCUUUAUUGUACCUAUACACACUUCGUUGCAUCCAAGUUGAUAGCGAGGAGCUUGAUUUCUAUAGCGCCGAAGCACUACAUCUUUUUAGGUGUAAAUUAAGUUGAGGUGUCUGUUAUGCUAGUUUACAGAACUAAUGAAAUUGAAGCCGCGACCACUUUCGCAGCUAGAUUGUAGUUAUUCAUUUGAAAUGUAUGAAUGGCAUGGAGCAAUAAUCGAAAUGGUGGGCAGUGUUACGGAUGACUCGCAGGCAAGUCGAUGGAUUCUUGUCUUCAAA
Molecule: messenger RNA, 1723 nt
Organism: Physcomitrium patens
Lineage: Eukaryota; Viridiplantae; Streptophyta; Bryopsida; Funariales; Funariaceae
Molecular function (GO): nucleic acid binding
Source: RefSeq, a predicted model, not a curated record